Molecule: messenger RNA, 1584 nt
Organism: Aspergillus versicolor CBS 583.65
Lineage: Eukaryota; Fungi; Ascomycota; Eurotiomycetes; Eurotiales; Aspergillaceae
Product: MFS transporter
Exons: 4
Coding region: 1-1584 (527 amino acids)
Biological process (GO): transmembrane transport
Molecular function (GO): transmembrane transporter activity
Source: RefSeq, a predicted model, not a curated record
AUGCCGAUCUCCGAGACCGAGAGGGAUGAAGAGCUCGAGUUGGAGCGGAUCAAUACCUACCGUCUGCAGCAGCAUGAGACCAUCGGGUCGAGCAAAGGGCGUGUUCCGCGGGAGCAGUGGUUGCCUUUGGGCGCGGGGAAGCCCUACCCCCCUGACUUGCCGAAUGUAGAAGCGUAUAUAGUCGAGUUCGAGGGCUCGGACGACCCCAUGCAUCCCCAGAACUGGCCGAUGAAGAAGCGAGUGUUUCUAGGGUCCAUCCUUACGUUUGCCGCCCUGGUGGUAGCUUAUGGCAGCUCGAUCUUCGCUACUUCGGCGCACGGCGCGAUGGCCGAGUUUGGCUUCGGGACUGAAGUCGCUGCCCUUGGGACCACUCUGUACGUACUUGGAUUUGCGGCAGGGCCGACGAUUUGGGCGCCAAUGUCUGAGCUCAUCGGUCGACGGUGGCCGUUGCUCAUUGGAAUGCUCGGCUUCGAUAUCUUCAUAAUAGCUACCGCCACGGCAAAAGAUACACAGACAAUCAUGCUUACACGGUUCUUCUCUGGACUCUUCGCUGCGAGUCUGAUUGCACUCGUACCGGCUAGUCUGUCUGAUCUGUUUGCCAGCAAUCACCGUGGAAUUGCAAUCUCCGUGUACACCAUGUCGGUCUUCUUAGGCCCGUACACGGCACCCUUUAUUGGCGGCUAUACAGCAGACAGCUACCUAGGCUGGAGAUGGACGCUCUACCUUCCCGCGAUAGUCGGGUUCUUUGGCCUAGCACUGCUGGUUGUAUUCGCGAAGGAAACAUACGCCCCUAUCAUCCUAGUCAAGAAGGCCGCCAUUCUGCGCCGCCAGACCCGGAACUGGGGUAUCCAUGCUCGCCAGGAGGAGUUGGAAAUCGAUGUCAAGGAACUGGUGACGAAGAACUUUGCGCGCCCGUUCAAGAUCCUCUUUACUGAACCUAUUGCUUUCCUCAUGACGCUGUACAUGUCCUUCCUUUACGGGCUGUGCUAUGCGCUAUUAACGGCAUACCCGAUUGUCUUCCAGGACGUUCAUGGCAUGUCGCUUGGAGUUAGCGGGCUGCCUUUCAUUGGCCUGAUUAUUGGUCUAAUAGGCGGAGCGGCGUUUGUUCUCUCCUUCUAUAACUCGUAUACCAGGAAGCUGGAAGCGAAUCAUGGAAUCCCGGUUCCAGAAUGGAGGUUGCCGCCGUGUAUUGCUGGUGGUGUUGCCUUUGCAGGAGGAUUAUUCUGGUUUGGCUGGACUGGGUUUAGUCCUUCUAUCCACUGGAUGGCGCCGACUGCCUCUGGAGUGUUCGUUGGCUUUGGCUUGACUUCAAUCUUCAUGCAGGGGUUUAACUAUAUACUUGAUUCGUAUUUGAACUUCGCCGCUUCUGCCUUUGCAGCAAACACGAUGAUGCGGUCUCUGGUCGGUGCCUGCUUUCCGCUUUUCACGCGCCAGAUGUUUAAGAAUCUUGGUAUCCAAUGGGCGGGGACGCUUCUGGGCUGUGUUGCUGUUCUUAUGAUUCCUAUCCCGGUCUUGUUUUUGAGGUAUGGAGCACGGUUGAGGAAGAUGAGCAAGUUAGCGCCGAAUGUAGAGAAGCAGGCUUGA